This is a messenger RNA of Vigna unguiculata (cowpea), 2576 nucleotides long. Its product is annotated as Tetratricopeptide repeat (TPR)-like superfamily protein. Lineage: Eukaryota; Viridiplantae; Streptophyta; Magnoliopsida; Fabales; Fabaceae. The record is from RefSeq and is a predicted model, not a curated record. Gene Ontology annotation, biological process: RNA modification. Gene Ontology annotation, molecular function: RNA binding; protein binding.
UGCAUGCUAUAUAUUAUAAUUGUGAUGAUUGGAUUUAAACAAUGUUCAGCAAACCAUCUUUCCAAAGAUCGUUUAUUAGAAGGCUGUCUAAUAUUAAGAUGAGUGACACAGUCUAGUGUGUGUUUAUUGUAAUAGUCUUUAAAAAAUUUAACCUGGAUAAAUUUGUAACCUAAUAUUUAUUGUUUGAGUAAUUGGAUGAAUGAAGUAUCCAUCAAAAUUCAUAACGUGACUCAGAUUAAAGUUUUUGAUAGAGAAGCCACAACACUUUGGUCGUCACAGACAGUGAACGAUGGUGUGGUACUCCGGCGCCCACCAGCUCUUACUCCACUACACCAAACUCAUGUCCUCCCACGUGUCCAACUCUCGUCACGACGCCGCCAUCUCCCUCUUCCACCACCUCCACUCCACCCUCCUCCUCCCCAUGGACCCCCACCUCCUCUCCCUCACCCUCAAGUCCUGCACCGCCCUCAACCUCCCCCUCCUCGCCACCUCCCUCCACGCCCACGCCGCCAAGUCCUCCUUCCUCUCCAACCCCUUCGUCGCCUCCGCCCUUCUCCACCUCUACGGCUCCCGCAUCUCCCUCCCACUCGCCCACCACCUCUUCAUCCAAAUACCCCACCCACACCGAAACGUCGUCGUCUGGAACUCCAUCAUCUCCCUCCACGCCCACAGUAACAACCUCUCCCUCGCCCUCCGCCUCUUCCACUCCCUCGACACCGCCCCCACCGACUCCACCUUCAACCCCAUCAUCUCCGCCCUCGCCCCCUCCCAUCCCCUCCAAUCCAUCUCCUUCUACCGCCAAAUGCGCCUCCACAACCUCAAACCACGCCUCAUUACACUUUUAUCUCUCCUCCCCGCCUGCGUCAACCUCGCCGCGCUUAACCUAAUCAAAGAGAUCCACGGUUACGCCGUCAGGAACUCCAUCCACCCGCACCACCAAUUCAGCAGCGCCUUGGUCGAAGCCUACGGAAGAUGCGGUUCUCUUCGUUGCUCCACUUUGAUGUUUUCGACGAUGAGGGACGAGGACAAGGACGUGGUUGCGUGGAGCAGUUUGAUUUCGGCCUGCGCUUUGCACGGCCAGGCGGAGACGGCUCUGGCGACUUUUCGGCGGAUGGAGACCGCCGGCGUGCGGCCCGACGGAAUUGCGUUUCUCGGGGUUUUGAAGGCUUGCAGUCAUGCUGGUUUGGCGGACGAGGCGCUGUGGUUUUUUGCGAGGAUGCGGGGGGAGUAUGGUGUGGAGCCCGGGAGUGACCAUUACUCGUGUUUGGUGGAUGUUUUAGGAAGAGCGGGGAGGUUGCAGGAGGCGUAUGCGGUGAUUCGGGGGAUGCCGGUGGAGGUGACGGCGAAGGCGUGGGGGGCGCUGCUUGGGGCUUGUAGGAAUUUUGGGGAGUUGAGGCUUGCGGAGGUUGCGGCGCGGGCGUUGGCGGAGGUGGAGCCGGGGAAUGCCGGUAAUUAUGUGCUGUUAGGGAAGAUGUAUGCGAGUGUGGGAAGGAUGGAGGAGGCGCAGAGGGUGAGGAUGGACAUGAAGGAGAAGGGGGUGAAGGUUUCUGCUGGGAGUAGUUGGGUUGUGUAUUCUGAGGUGUGAUCAUGUUUGGAAUCAUGUGUUGAUGAAAUUAGCUUCAUGUAAGAAUGGGGAGUGAAGGAAACAAAAGAACUGGCAGUGGAAUCAAGUAAUUUCUGUCACAAUGUUGUUUUGUAUCAAAUGAAUUAGAAGGAAAAUGCCAUGCCAUGAAAGUGGUUCGUGCAUUCUGAGUCAUGAUGUUUGGCAUUGCGUGAUUUUGUGUCAAAUGAUGUAACAUGAAAAGGGAGGAGUGCAGUGAUGAAAUGGCAGGGAAAUUGGAAGGGAAACAAAAUGAAAGAGUGCAGUUGGAAAGAGGAUGAAGUUGAACUUGUGACUUCUUGUCUUGGUGCUGAUAUGGAUUUAAGUUCUUGAGUUUUUGGGUACUAACAGGACUUAGACAUUUCAAGAUAAAUAUAGAUAUGUAGACACCACCCUUUUAAUGGGAAGAGAUCAGCGAAGAAGAGUAAGAAGAAAGGUUCUUCAGAGAAGAAAAACCCGUUACCGUCGGCGAGUGAGAGGCCAACUAAGGAGAGGAAAACGAUUUCACAGUUGAUAAGGUAUGGCAUUUGUGUUAUUUGAUUAGGUAUUUAUAUGAUUAUUUCACAAUCUGUUCUUGAUUCCAAAUUGUUUCGGUUGUUGCGUGGAUCGUGUAUCUUUGAUUUAGACCUGCAAAUUAAUUUUCCAAAUGCAUUGAUUAAUCUAUUUGGUGACAUGAGCGCCGACAGCUCCGUCGACGGUGGCCGCCGUCGUCGCCGGCGUGUAAGGUUGAGCAGGUGCGUGACCCAGGGCUAGGGGUUGUUGUGCUACGUUGAAGAUGAUGGUUGGGAGAAGAAAGAUACGUGUAAAGAAUUUAGGUUUUAGGGGUUUUUUUAAAGAUGGGCUGAGACGCUUUUGCUCCGCCCACCCAGUUUUCAAUCUUUGCACCCCUCCCAUUUUGUGUUUUGAAUCUAUUUGGGUUUACAAAGCGUACAUUUUGUUUAUUGCACACACCACGUUAUUUUAUUUCUUACACCCA